ACUAGUCAGUCGUGUACGGCCGGUCGCGGAGUACGGAAGGUGAAAGACGCGUUUAACUUUGUAUUACUCGUUUAUCACCGAACGUUCUCUUCUCAUUAUAAUAUUCUUUAUUUUUGUUAUUACUUUCUUUCUCGUACACGUAUUUAGAAUAAAUUGUAACAUAUACGAUCUCGAAUAUAUCACCGGCCUUUAUCGUGAGUCGAUUCAAAGAAAUAAAAAAAAAAAAAGAGUCGACUUCUUUAGUUCAUCGAAAAAAGAAGAAAUAUAGAAAUAAACUGUCUUUCUCUCUGGUUAGGAAAGAAGGAGGGAGAGAGUGAGAGAGAGAUAUAUAUAUAUAGAAAGAUAGAAGAACUUCUCUUGUGCGUUCUUAAAAAGAAAAAGAAGAAGAGAAGAAAAUAGAAAGAAAAGGAAAACUAAAAACAAGAAAAGAAACAUCGUCAAUAGAGAUUUAAUCUCUACGAGUGUGUCGCGUUUUUUUGUGAAGAAAGGGUCAAGUAUCAGAAAAAAGGAAUCUAGAAAUGAGAACACUUAUGGAACACCAACUGUCCUGGUUCGCCUUGUUAAUGACUGCCUUCUAUUCUCUUCUCGCAAGUUGUCGGGGUGAGGAGUGCGGACACGAAGAACUUACGAGGUGCGCUAGGCCUCUCAAGAAGAUCAGUAACAACGAUCUCAGCUUCGUUACGAAGAAGGAGGAUCUUCAAGAGCUAUGCCCAGAUAUCCAGGCUGGCAUGAAGUGCAUCAAGACAUACACCGUCAAGUGCAUGAAGGACAAACAGAGGGAACACUUUAACUCUUUGUACACGGGAACAAACCAAGCGAUUAUGGAACUUUGCCAGGAUGGUCCUUACCAGGACGAGUAUCUGCAACACGCACCCUGUAUGCAGAAAGUUAGGAAUGAGUAUGAUCUCUGUUACAAGAAAUAUGAGAAGACCACUCAAGGAAUGGAGAGAGAAAAUCGUACGGCAGGUGCUAACAGUUCUCUCAAAUCGGUUUGUUGUGCCUUCAAGGAAUAUCUAGAGUGUUCGCAUCAUACGGUACGCCGACAGUGUGGCGAUGACACGGCGCGAUUCACAAAGGAAUUCCUCGACAGGAUGUCAGAUUCGCUUUUGAAGACGCAUUGUGCAUCGUACAGCCAAAAGGAGUGCGCGAUGGAAAGCGGAGCUGAUCGAACGUGGAGAAAUAUCGAGUUGAUCUUGCCAAUGGUGUUUGUUUUUCUCGCGAGGUAUUUCACGUAAACGUUCAUGCGUUCGCUAGCCUCCGUGGACGUCACCGAUGAUGCCGGAAAGAAGGGCAAUUUCCGUGCAGGCCCUUCGAAGGGGCUAUAUUUUCGAAAGAAACGAUGUCGGUCGAGAGGAGGAAAGAUGCUAGAAAGACCAACAACGAUUUUUCUUUUUUUUUCCUUUUUCUUUCUUUUUGGAAGACCAACGAAUAAAAAGGAAUAAAGGAAGAAAAAGAAGAUGAAGAAAUGCAUACACGGGAAGAGAGAGAGAGAGAGAGAGAGAGAGAGAUGAGAAUAACGAUGACGAGAUGAGCGAGACGAGCCGGAAGAUUCUCUUCUAUACGAGAAAGCGUCGCUCGUUUCUGCUUCGGUACGCGGCUUGAUGCGACUCGACGAAUUUUCGUGUGGAGGGCCAUAAAGAGGAAGAGCAAUUCUUUGUUGAAAAGAAAAGAAAGAAAAGGAGGAAAAAAGAAAGAAAACCCACUUGUUCCUUCCGGUUACGUAUUCGUUUCCUUUCGGAACCGCAAAAACAUCCGAUUAUCGUUCUCAACAAACAUGGCUGCUCGUUGAUCUCGUUUGGAAAUGAUGUUCGCCAUUUAAAAGUUAUCAUCAAUCGUCGUCGUCAAUAUUAUUACAUAUAAUCAUCGUCCUCAUUCAAGUUGAAUAUUCUUCUGAACACUUUCCGUGAUACAUUACGAUCUAUUAGAAUUAGAUAAGUAUAAGGAUCCUCGUUACUUAUACAAUAUAUUCGCGUCGCCGUUAAUCGUGUUAGAUUAGACUCGUCGUUCGAUAUAAACGGACAACGAAGGACCAGAAAGUUGAUGAUGAUGGACUGAUUGUGAGUUCGGCUGUUCGUUCAAUCUGAAUCGGAUUCUUUUUUCUUUUCUUUUUUCCUUCUUUUUUUUUCUUUCGUCGUGAUAAAGAAGAUAACGUAGAAAAAAUGAAAGAAGAAGAAGAUGAAGACGAAGAUGAAGACGAAGACGAAGAUGAAGAUGAAGAAGAACUCGCACUUCCUUUCGAGGAAAACGUUAGCUACUCUACUUCGUUAUCGAAAAGCCGAUCCUUUCGAGAAGAUCGUAAGCGCGAGAGAAAUAGAGAUGUAUAUACCUACAUUUACCUCUAUAUAUGUAUUUAUAUACCCAUGGAGAAGGAGAAGAAAAGAAGUACGUUCCGGCGUCGAAGCACGUGCCGUUUCCGGAGAAGGAAGGAGGACGUGCACGAAGAGGAAUACUGAUCUUUCUUCGGGAAGUAGCAAGUUUUCCACUAGGAACGAUAGAAAAAGGGACGUAUCACUCGACGAGUAGAGCACUGGUAUUGGUCCGUUCGGGGUUAUUCAUCGAAACGACAUCUUCUUUGCGAGGACAAAGAUGGAUGAAAGAAAGAAAAAGAAGAAGAUGAAAAAAAGAAGAGGAAAAAGGAGAAACAGUGAAGGUUUUCUUCGUACAAACGUCCUUUCUUUCAAUCUUUCUUUCUCUUUUUCUAUUUUAUACUCUUUUUUGUUUUUUCUUUCUCUUUCUUUUUCUAUCUCUCUUUCUAUCUAUCUAUCUAGGUAGGUAAAGUCUUCUCGUAGCUCUCAUUUUCUACAACUGUGCUUUUCAUUCUCUCUUUCAUUUUUAUUCAUCACCUGAAAGAGACUAGAACGAAAGGGAGACGCGAAAACGAAGAAAAACGAAGAAUAAGAAUCGUUAAUGGAAACGUUUCUCGUGUCUCGAUCGCGAUCAUAACUGCUUUCCUUUGAUAAGAUUCUCUUUCUUUUUCGAAUACGCUAUCGGAAACGUUUUAAAAACCAAUCGUUCUCGUUUCCGUCUUUCCCAAAAUCUAAACUCGUCGUUUUUCCUAAUCUCUACUUUCUGAUAAAGUUUUACACGCGUAAAAAUCUUCCGAUCUCAUUCGUAUAUUUCUUAUUGGUAUGGUCGAUGAAUGUAUUUAAUAUUUGAUCAUCGAUUUCGUAGUUAACAAGAAGAUUAAUGUUCUUUCCCAGACACUCGAUAUCCAAAGAAAUUUCUUAUAAACUUUCGAAAAAAUCCUAUUUAUUAUCAAAUAAAAAUAGAAGGGGAAGGAGAAACGAUUUAACACGGAAAGAGACGAAUAACUCGAUUUGAAUUUGUUAGACGUCAUCAUCUUUUUAAUAUUCAUUAAUUCAAUUCGUUUACGUCAAUACACGAAAUUAAUCAUCAAAAUUUUGCUAAAGAUAAAACGAUUUUGUAUUUUUCGUCUGCUUUCUUUUUUAAUUCGUAAGAUCUAGUCGAAAGUGUAAAAAGGUCAGAAGAGAGAGAGAGAGAGAGGAAUGAAAAGUCACCUUUAAACGUAAUUAACCAUGAUCGCGUCUAAUGCGCACGAACGCACUGCAUUACGUCAUAAUAGGGAAAUCGCGGUACUUUAUCGAGCGCUCUUUGAUGUGUAUCGUGUAUAACAUCACUUAACGAUGGUCAGCCAUAAUCGGAUUUAAAUCCCUCGAGACAUCCCGCCUUUAGCCGACGCCAUUCUACACACGCUCGAGUAUAUAUUAUUCUCGCGAGAUGUUCGAUCUACGACCACGUCAAUUUUCUUAGAUUAACGAUCAUCUAGAAGAGAAAAAAAGAAAU
Molecule: messenger RNA, 3804 nt
Organism: Vespula pensylvanica (western yellowjacket)
Lineage: Eukaryota; Metazoa; Arthropoda; Insecta; Hymenoptera; Vespidae
Exons: 6
Coding region: 519-1235 (238 amino acids)
Source: RefSeq, a predicted model, not a curated record